Juglans microcarpa x Juglans regia is the source of this 1671-nucleotide messenger RNA. RefSeq names its product ankyrin repeat-containing protein At5g02620-like. The coding region runs from base 1 to 1671 and encodes 556 amino acids. Gene Ontology annotation, cellular component: plasma membrane. NCBI's taxonomy places the organism in Eukaryota, Viridiplantae, Streptophyta, Magnoliopsida, Fagales, Juglandaceae. The transcript is spliced from 4 exons. Gene Ontology annotation, molecular function: protein phosphatase regulator activity; protein phosphatase 1 binding. The record is from RefSeq and is a predicted model, not a curated record.
AUGUAUAUUAUCCAGUUAACUCUCCGGAUCUACGGGAAUGGGGUGUUACAACUUUUGUGGCAAGCCAAUGCUAAUGAUGAAAUUCCUUUGCACAUUGCAGCAAGAUACGGACAUACUGCCGUAAUUAAAUUCCUUCUUGAACGAGCAAAUGAUCAUAUCUCAUGUCAAGACCUCGAGAGCGGGUUUAGAUCGGCCAGAGAGAUGCUGGGGAUGAUGAACAAAGAGAAAGACACGGCCUUGCACGAGGCAGUGCGCUACAAUCAUCUAGAGGCGGCGAAACUAUUGAUGGUAGAAGACCCAGAAUUUUCAUAUUUUGCUAAUGUUGCUGGUGAGACUCCGCUUUACAUGGCCGCCGAGAGAAUACUUCAGUCUCUGGUGUCCGAAAUUAUAAACACCUGCAAAUCUCCAGCUUAUAAUGGCCACCUUGGUAGAACGGCUUUGCACGCUGCAGCAUGUUGGGAGGAACCAGAAGUGAUCAAACUAAUUCAAAAAAUCGGAGGUAUAAGUAAAGAAGCAGACCAGAAAGGUUGGACUCCGCUUCACUUGGCUGCACACUACAAUAAAAAUGAGUCAACAAAGCUGUUGCUGGAAUACUAUAGAGAUGUAGCAUACAUGAAAGACACGGAGGGUAGGACUGCUCUUCACAUUGCAGCUCAUCGUGGUCAUCAUAUGGUCAUGGAAAAGAUUAUAUCACACUGUCCGGAUUGUUGUGAAUUGGUUGACAACAGAGGCUGGAAUGCACUCCACUUUGCUGCGGAGGGCCCAGUUCUAGAUGAUUUUGAAGGUUAUCAACAUAUAAAACUGAUCAUUGGAGCCAUCCUGGACAAUAGGUCUCUCGGGAAUCUUUUGAAUCAAAAGGACGCCGACGGGAAUACACCUUUACAUCAUUUUCUCCGACGUUCUUCCUAUUGGCUCGACACCAAUGAUCAUCGGCAUACGAAUGGCAUAGACAAUCUCUUCUUUGACCCUAGAGUCGAUCAGAUGGCCUUCAACAAUGAAAACCUUCAUGCUUGGGAAAUCGCUUUAACCGCGGCAGACGUAUCAACCCGAAAGGAAGAGAAGGAGAAUAGGAAGAAGGCAGAGGAGAAGAAGAGGGAGGAUGCAAAGAAGAGGAUGAAGGAUAUUGUAGAGAAGAGGGAGGAGGAGUAUGAUCAGUUGAUGAAGGAGGACAUAAUAAAAGCUGCAUAUAGUCAUUUGGUAGUGGCUGCACUAAUUACAACUGUGACAUUUGCAGCAGGUAUUACCAUGCCUGGGGGUUUCGUUGGUGGAGGUGAAAAAUCACAACCAGCUGGCUCUGCGAUUUUGAGGACAAGUGCUGCUUUCAAGGCAUUCGUUAUUACAGAUGUCCUAGCCAUGGUACUAUCUACUUCUGCUAUAUUUAUCCACAUGUUCCUAGCAUUUACACCUCCAAGAAGUUAUCUCUCUGAUGCGCGCAUCUCUUUUCAUCGACUAGCCUUUUUAAUCCUUCUUUCAUCCAUGAUACCAAUGGUGCUGGCAUUUAUCACAGGCACGUAUGCUGUCUUAGCACAUUCCUUCGAUGUUGCCAUUCCCGCUUGUAUCAUUGGCUUAUCCUUGUUCCCUAUGGUCAUUUUUAUAUUCAAACGAUUCUUGACUAUAGCCGAUCACCAGGCCUUAAAGGGCAGGCGGCAUGAUUCCUUGAGUUUAGAAUGA